AUGCCCCGCAGCUCGAAUGCCACUUCCAGACAGCAGUUCAAGGAGGAAAUGCGUGCUGCCUGGGAGGCAGUUGACAAGUUGCUAGACCCAGAGCUGGUUUUUGGCAAGCGCCGUGGCCGCAGAGCGUCCUUAGCCUUGCAGUGCGUCCCCGUCAACUUCAUUGCCACGUUAGUGAACUAUCCUCAAACACGCAAAUCCCAGAACACAAAGUUGGUCAAGAUUUUGGCGGAUGCGCUAGAUGCGCAUGUUGCGGCUUUGGCCGAAGAAGCUGUUUCUCGCAGCCUUGCCAAGCAGGGCGACGCCGGUCCACAACAAGCAGAUACUUCUGGCGCCAAAAAGCCCCGAUUGCGUGUGGCCAGUUCCACCAUUACGUGCUUCACGCCCGAAGUCUUUUUUGAGCGUUUUUCCGGUGAUUUUCAGCAGCUGUGCAACGCUGAUGAGGUCGGUGUGCAGGACGGGCUGGUGCUCCUAUCAGAGCCAUGCUGUUACGUCACCUUUCCCGCUUUCAAUUUUCAUCGUUCCAUUGUGUGCCACUCCGUCACCCUGCGCGGGGCGGCUGCAAGGGACGUGCUUGCCAGCGAUGGCUAUCACGCAGGUCAACCGGUCAACCACUGUAAGUCUAGCCAGCCAUUUGUUGAUGCCUGUCGUUCGGCGUUGCAGCGCAGGAGCUCAAUACUUCUUUCCAUUUUGGCCGCAUCGCGAAUGUGGACGAAGCGUAUGCCACCUUCGCAGCCUUUGGCCUCAUCGCUGACGACUCGCGCAAAGGUGCAGCUGCGGCGCUGGCAGUCAAUCAGCACGGGGGAGUUGAACCGCUUGCUCCAGUUUGGAGAAUGUUCCAGAACAACCAAGACCAGCGGUACCUUUGGCGAAGGUGCCACGCCGCCAGUGAGCUCUUCCAUCAUGGCAAACAUGCACCCGGAAGUCGCGUUGCCCAUGGAAAGGGCGGAAAUUGGGAACCAUGUUGGGCGCACCAAGGAGCGCAUUAUGUUCUACACAGCGGAGCCAAUCCCACCACACAGCCCUUUGCCGCCUGAAUACAUCCUUGCUGAUGGUCACGCACCUUGGGUGUGGGCAGAGUUAGAUCCUGACAUGGCUUCCUUGUGCGGUCUCCGGUCUUUGCUCGCUGAUCCGGAUGCUGCAGAGAAAGCUGUGGAAGAAGGAAAACUGGCCAGAGCAUCAAAUGACAACGAAGCUCUUGGCCAACUGAACCCAGAUGAUGCUGACGUUGCUCGAGGUGUUCGGUUUUUACCCAAUGCAGCUGGCUAUGAAAUGAAGCUGCCGGAUGGGGUCAAAACCCGGUGGCGCUACCGCAUUGAGCCCGGACAAGCAGCAAUAGCGACGGCAGAAUGCCGCAUGGGCGACCGUGAUGUUCCUUUACCUCCACAACAUGCUCUUCAGCCUGCUGCAGAACGGGUGCUGCGCUUCUUCCCUCCUCACACCACGCUUCUGUUUGAUGAAUCGGCCAAGAAGCUUUUUGCCACCAUGCGGACUCAAAGCUCUGUGAGAAAGGGCAGUAUGACGUUGCUGCUCGGCAUGGAGUUGGGCCCUGGAAGCAAGGCUUGCUGUGCGCCGUGCUGGCUGCUGCUGGCUGCGUGGGACAUUUUCGUGGAUUCUCACUCCCUGUCACCACCUUCCAAUGCGGAACGGCCGGAAGUAUUCCUUGGCCGUGCGUAUGUGGCCCGCGCCAAGAGUUUGCACAAGGUCCUUGAAGCUUUGCGGGAUGCAUGGGUGGAAGACACCGUCAAUAUGCCGGAGGAGCAAAUCUACCCUGGCGCUGAUGUGGCGGGGUCUGUGCGUGGGGAUUUGGUUCCGCCAGGUAUGCCAGCUGUGGAAGGCGAGCUGCAAGCCCUGCCAGCGCUUCAUGAUGCAUCGUCUGAUGAGGUGUUCGAAGUGAAGACGCCUGACACUGCCUGCAGCUUGUCUGAUGGGUACGGGGCUGAUGGAAAGACUGUCCAACCUCUCGAGCGCGGACAGAAGCCUUUGUUCACAGAUCGAGAGAUUUGCCAGGCAACAGUGCUUGUGGGCAAGCCGGUCGUGACUUGGACGAUGGUUCAAGGCCGCCUGCGGAGAGUGGUGGAGCAGGACGAUGGCAGGAAAGUCCGAGCCGGCGUCGCAAAGAAGCAGUGGGAAACAGUAAUGAAAGCCGCGACGCAGGCCUUUCCCAUUGCAACUCUAGAGGAUGAGGGUAAGGAC
Durusdinium trenchii is the source of this 2193-nucleotide messenger RNA. Lineage: Eukaryota; Dinophyceae; Suessiales; Symbiodiniaceae. The record is from the annotation of a GenBank genome assembly.